CCGGACCGGAGCAUAACUUUCCCAACAUAAAACCACCACCAUGUACUGCUUUUCCAUCCCAAAUCAACAUUGGUCUUUCCGUCCUUCUCUUUCACUCGCUUUCUCAAAACCUCAACCACCAACAAUAGCUUUCCCAAUUUCCCUCUCUGUUUGUCUUUUUGUCGUAAUCAGGGGGAUUUCUGCAUUCUUAUAUCCAUUGAGUUCGACUGAUUAUCAGAAGAAGACAAACAAGGUUUUAUAAAGAGAUACUGCAGAGAAGAAAAACGCACCCAAUAUAAUGAAGAGGAGGUUAUGCACUGCCUCCGAUGAUGAUGAUGAUGAUAGUAGCAGUAUGCCAAGUUGGGAAGGGAAGAAUAAUGGUAUUAAAGUAGACACUCUUCUAGAAAAGCUGAUUGAUUCUGUUCUUUUCUUCAACGAUAAGUUGGAGGGACUGAGCGACCGAGUCAAUACGCUAGAAGAAAAAGUGAACGAAGAAAUUAUGCUUGGCAGGAAGGAAAGGACUGAGUUCAUGAAUGUAGUGAAGUCGGAGUUGGCGAAAUUAAAGAAAUCCCAAGAAGAGGAACAUACAGUAUUUGUCAAUUCUCAUCUAGUUUCAAAGUUAUCAAAUCUGCCAAAGCCGGUGGAAGAUAAAUUACCUGUGGAUAUUGCCAGCAGCAGUGAAGGGUGGAGUCCCGAGACUUUGGAUGUGCAGGAGCUAAGUGGGCGGGAUAAGAAUUCAGAUGUGCAGCAACCAAAUGAUGGAUUACGCAGUGGAACAAGUGGGCGGGAUAAGAAUUCAGAUGUGCAGCAACCAAAUAAGGGUGGAAGCUGGAUGCCUGAAACUAGUCCUUUGGAUGUGCAGGAGCCAAAUGUGCGGGAUAAGCAUUUGAAUAAGCAGAAACCAAAAGAGCGAAAAUGCAGUGGAAGCUGGAGGCGCGGGACUAAUCAUUUGGAUGUGCAGCAGACAACUGUCCGGGAUAAGCAUUUGAAUAUGCAGAGACCAAAUGGGUGCGGAAGCUGGUUAAAUGUGCAACAACCAAAUGGGCGAGGCAGUCAGUUGAAUGAGCAACAACCAAAUCAGGAUAAUAGAUAUUUGAAUACGUCGAAUUGCACCAAAAGCAACAUCACUCCUAGUGAGGACCGUUGGAAGCCACCCGGUGAAAAUGUUAUAAAAGUAAAUGUGGGUGUUGUUGUUAGCUCCUGGGAUAGAGCUGCUUGUGGAGUCGUUGCCAGAGAUCAUUUGGCUGAGUACAAAGGGUGUUGCAGUGAAUUUUUGUCGGUCCAUAGCUUUGCGGAAGGUGAAGCCGAAGCUUUUCUUUCUGGAGUUAAAUUUGCUGUUAGCAAUGAUUUGAAAAAUGUUAUUAUUGAGGGUGAUGCUCAGAAUAUCAUUACAAUUUUAAAUGAUGCUAAUCACCCUGUGCCUUUUCGCAUUAAACCCGUGAUAAAGAAGAUCAGACAGCUGGCAGGCAGCAUUCCUUCCAUCGAGUUCAAAUUCAUCAAGAAAAGUGGCAACAUGGUUGCUCAAACUCUAGCUAGCUAUGCCAAGUCCGACAGGAUUGCUGAAACACGGUUAUCCUCUCCCCCUCCUAUUAUUACGAAACUCUUAAAUGCUGAGAGCUGCUUGUGGAGUCGCUGCCAAAGAUCAUUUGGCUGAGCUCAAAGGGUGUUGCACUGAAGUUUUGUUGGUCCAUAGCUUUGUGGAAGGUGAAUCCGAAGCUUUUCUUGCUGGAGUUCAAUUUCCUGUCAGCAGUGAUCUGAAUAAUGUUGUUAUUGAGGGUGAUUCCAAGAAUAUCAGUUCAAAUUCAUCAAGAAAAGUAGCAACAUGGUUGCUCAUACUCUAGCUAGCUAUGCCAAGUCCGACAUGAUUGCUGAAAUACGGUUAUCCUCUUCUCCUAUUAUCAAGAAACUCUUAAAUGCUGAGAGUAAUUGUUAGGUUUUUUUCCUUUUUGUUUUUUGGUAUCCAAAAGACAGGAAAAGAAAGAAAGUGGCAGCUUCUGAUUGGAGUACGAAUGUAAGUUGGAUAGUGAUUAAACGUAUGAUGAUUCUGGUAGUCUGUGUUUUAUUACUAGGUGUCGCGGAAUCCUGUACUAGCUGCUUUCCUUUCCUUUCUCCUUUUAAAGAAUGUUGGUUUUGCUGUGGUCCUCCAGUAUGCAAGGAGUAUCCUUUUUAAUGUUUUUCGUUUGAUUGUAAAUAGUUCCUCUCUUUCUCGU
Papaver somniferum (opium poppy) is the source of this 2189-nucleotide messenger RNA. RefSeq lists its product as uncharacterized. The transcript has 2 exons. Gene Ontology annotation, molecular function: nucleic acid binding; RNA-DNA hybrid ribonuclease activity. Lineage: Eukaryota; Viridiplantae; Streptophyta; Magnoliopsida; Ranunculales; Papaveraceae. The record is from RefSeq and is a predicted model, not a curated record. Bases 278 to 1633 code for a protein of 451 amino acids.